Molecule: messenger RNA, 1695 nt
Organism: Puccinia graminis f. sp. tritici CRL 75-36-700-3
Lineage: Eukaryota; Fungi; Basidiomycota; Pucciniomycetes; Pucciniales; Pucciniaceae
Exons: 2
Coding region: 4-1413 (469 amino acids)
Source: RefSeq, a predicted model, not a curated record
UAUAUGGAACACCAACACCUAUUUAUCUACACUUUUGCUCCACACCCCAUCCACAGCUUUCUCAGCACCAUGGCCGACGGACAGGACAGUGUGAUGUCCAGGUUGAUCGACUUAUUCGGCUUGCUUCAGAACGAAGACUACGCCGAACAGAUCAGGCACUACGAGGGUUUGGCCGUCGAUGAGCUGGGCCGUGUGAACGAUGCAUAUCUUUCGAUGUGGGCUGGAGUUCCUCAUCGAGAGGAGCCGAUGGCACUAUUCUACGAGGUCGGGAUACGAGCAGAGCUCUUGGAUCAGCUGCUCUCGAAACGUCUGCCUAGCUUGCGACGCCACAUCUUUGCUCUCUCGGAUGCCCUUCUCGGACACUCCGAGCGUCCACUUAAACCGGUCUCAAAACUGCAACUAGUCGUCAAAGUUCUAUCAAAGAUCGAGGUGACGAUGAGUGAAAUCAAGUUUUAUAUUGCCUCUAUCUGGCCGAAUCUAGACUCGCAAGAUGUGAGAAAUGAUCAAGACUUCGAAAGAUUGAAAUUCUUCAGAUCGUGUCGUCUAGCAUUACGGAUCUACGAGAUGGCCAGUCCAAUUUGCACAUUCCUUCGAACCGCUGCUUCUUUUAUCGAAGAAUCAGGACACGCGUUUGCUAAAGAACCUGAGAAGAGAAUCGAAGUGCUCACGAUGACAACGGCUUGCUCCGAAGCAAUCGAUACGGCAAUCAAAUACAUGGAUAAAUCCGACAUCGACAUUAUCCAAGACGAAUGGCACUCCAAGAUAAGUUCGCUCGAUGAAUCACUGGAAACCUUACUCGAAUUCAUCAAUCAAAACCUCUCACAAUUAAACGAAAAAGAAGAAGAAGAACAACAAAGUCGCUCGAUCGGUGAUCAAGAUCCGUCUCGCUCUGAUACUCAGCCUGUGAAUAAUCGAGAACAGAAUGAUCCACACGGACAAUCUCAACAAGACACUCAAUCGCCGUAUCAUCCUGGGUUUACACCUAUGAUAGCCAUCAUCAAAUUAUCAAGAUUAUUCUUGACGAAGCUAUCCAAGAUCUCGGCCGAUCGAGCGAGUUUCAAGUUUGUGACUGAUCUGAGUUCAAGAGAGCUCGAUCUAAUCCGAGCAUUGAGCGCGAUGAUCUCUGAAACUAUUGGGAGGCUUUUGGGCGAUUGCUGUGGGGAUCUCAUUAUCGGCGAGGAUGAGUUUGGAAGAGUUAUCUUGAGUAUCAAGAAAUCGAUCACUCGUCUGCUCAGCAUCCCUCACCAUAUCUUGCGCAUGGUCGACGACGUGUUUGUCCCUCUCGUCCAUCAUGUCGACCAGCCUUCAUCUAAGAUACACCUCAAGCCCUGGUUUUAUCAAUGGAACUCACUCUAUCGUUUGGCCGUUCGAAACUUCCUCGAGGAUCUCGGAUUCACUGACAUAAGUCUCUGAUCAUUUAUCCUCCAUAUCUAUCUCAAACUCCCUUGUUCAAAAUCUCCCAGUCUUGAAUUCCAUACUCCAUAGCUCCCACAUUCUCAAAUCAAAUACAUAUCCUGAAAACACUCGAGAAAACAAAUCGCAAAUUGUAUUUCUUCUUUUUUAUGAACAUGAACAAUGUACCUCAGUAAUCCUAUCAGCUUAUCUUUGAAAGUAUGGCUCCAAUCGCUCAUGAUGUCUGCCACAGGCCUGUAUGUAGCUCAAUCGGAAUGUAAAAUUAUAUGUGCGAGAUCAAGA